CUUCUUUUUAUAUACAUUUCCAGUUCUACGAAAAUCGAAUUCUCAUACACAAUAGUUAAUGUAGCAAUUUUCGCCAGCAAAAGUCGAAUAUAUAAUUAAAAAUUAUAACUAUGUUUCUUUAUUGUAAAAUUCGAACUUAAGAAGAACUGACAAUUAAUUUACUUUGUAUCAAUUUGUGUUUCAAUAAUCCAGAUUUUGGCGUAGAGAAUACAAUGAAGAAUCCAAUUAUUUCCAACCUGAGCAACUCAGUAUCAGACGUAUACGAAAUAGAAGGUGACGUCAGAAUCCACGGCAGCACAUCCACAAUCUUCAUAUCUUCGCCGCCACAGCAGAUCAACAGUACAACAACCAAACAAUUCUGGUCAACGAAACCCUACCCCCGAAAAGAGGACACCGUCGCCAUGGCUAAAGUCACCGCUUUCAAAAUCCAAUACGCCACCGCCGUAUCGUCUCCGCCGCAGUGCGACCAAAUAUUCACAUCUCCGGCGGUCGUAUUCUCCGCCGGAGGGUACGCCGGAAACCACUACCACGCCUUCGUCGACGUCCUCGUCCCGCUCUUCUCCACCUCCCACCAUUUCAACCGCGACGUCGUCUUUCUCGUAACAAACGACCUCUCGGGGUACAACUCCUCCAGCUGGACGUCCAAGUACAAAUCAAUACUCGAUCAAUUAUCCAAACACGAUAUUUACAAAACCGACACCGAGAAUCAGGUGUUGUGCUUCUCAAGAAUCGUCGUCGGCCUAAUCAAAACCCCAAGAGAGUUCGCCGUCGUCGACCCGCGUUACUCCACAAACAAUAACUCGUCUACGAGGGACUUCAACAAGAUGGUCCGAAGCGCGUACUCGUUGAAAAGAGAAUCUCUGAGCGAGGACAUAAGAAUAUUCCGCCAGCCACGUCCUCGCAUGCUCAUCAUUCGGAGAAGAAGAGACCGCCACUUGUCGAACGGGAAGGAGACGGUCGAAAUGGCUCGGAGUUUAGGGUUCGAUGUUGUAAUGAAACCGGUCGUGUGGAACGUUUCUUCGGUUGCACGGUUUGUGAACUCGUUCGACGUAUUAGUUGGUGUGCAUGGGGCUGGUCUUACGAACAUGGUUUUUCUGCCCGAAAAUGCGGUUGUUAUUCAAAUUGUGCCAUUUGGUUUGGAGAACUUGGCCCGAAGUUGCUUCGGAAAGCCCGCCGAGGGUAUGAACUUUAGGUACUUGGAAUAUAAAGGGAGUUUAAAUGAGAGCUCUUUAGUGGGGAAAUAUUCGGACGGGGCUAAGGUUUACGCGGAUCCGGCUGCGAUUUACCGGAAAGGGUUCGACGGUUUUCGUUCGGUGUAUUUGGAUAAUCAAGAUAUUAAUCUUGAUUUAGGUAGGUUUAAGGGAACCCUUUUGAAAGCAUUGGAGCUCCUCCGAGUUUAGGGUUUGCUUUAAUUUCCAUGGUUACACGAUCAUUAAUUUGAAUGAAAUUUUGAAUUUGAUGUUUAGUAUAUUUAUUCUCUUUUCAAGUACUCUCUCUUGCAAUGUUUUGAUA
Molecule: messenger RNA, 1512 nt
Organism: Erythranthe guttata (spotted monkey flower)
Lineage: Eukaryota; Viridiplantae; Streptophyta; Magnoliopsida; Lamiales; Phrymaceae
Product: alpha-1,3-arabinosyltransferase XAT3
Molecular function (GO): glycosyltransferase activity
Source: RefSeq, a predicted model, not a curated record